CCUCCGACAGACCGGCCCUUCAUUCCCGCACAAAGCGCGCGGCAUCCUCCAGCCUCUCCGUCCCGCCAUGAAACAGACUCUGAGCGAACUGAUGAGGAUGAGCAGAAUAUGCCGGAUGAUAUUUGCCACUUGUUUGGGAUCCUUUAUUCUGGUCAUCUUUUAUUUCCAAAGUAUGUUUCAACCAGUCAUGCGGAGGAACCCCUUCAUGGUGGAAGGCUGCUGUAGGAAAGGAUCCCGCAAUGCCCUGCAGGAGCUCUACAACCCCACACAGACGGAGUUAUCAGGAGCUGCUGUCCUCCACCAGGCCAGGAGGGAUCAGGUAGUCGAUGCCUGUCGGGUCUACAGUGCAUCGAGUCGUAAGCGGAGAGUCCUGACACCCGGAGACCUCAAACACCUCGUGGUGGAUGAAGACCAUGAGCUUAUCUACUGCUGUCCCAAGGUGGCCUGUACCAACUGGAAACGUGUCAUGAUGGUGCUUACAGGCCGGGGCAAGUACAGUGACCCAAUGGAAAUUCCUUCCAAUGAAGCCCGUUCCUCCAACCUUAAGACACUGAAUCAGUACAGCAGCGAGAUCAAUCACCGCCUCAAGAACUACCUCAAGUUCCUUUUUGUUCGUGAGCUCGAGAGGCUGGUUUCUGCAUAUCGCAACAAGUUCACCCUCAAGUACAACUCAUCUUUCCACAAGCGCUUUGGCACCCGAAUCAUCGCCGCUACCGCAAGAACCACGCAGGAUGCCCUGCUCAACGGGGCUGAUGUCAAAUUCAAAGAGUUCAUUGAGUAUCUGGUGGACCGCCAACAGCGGGACGGACUCAACGAGCACUGGCAGACUGUGUACCAGCUCUGUCCGUGUCACAUCCACUAUGACAUGGUGGGCAAGUAUGAGACACUGGAGGAGGAUGCAAACUACCUGUUGCAGCGUGGUGUAGGUGACUCCCUGCGCUUCCCGACCUACGCCAAGUCCACUCGUACCACGGAUGCUAUGACGGCUCAGUUCUUCAGCAAUAUCAGCACUCAGCAGCAGAUCCAGCUCUACCAGCUUUACAAGUUAGACUUCCUCAUGUUCAACUACUCUAUACCCAGCUACCUGAGGUUGGAGUAAUGGUGGACAGAGAUGGGACUCUGAGAGCGGCUGAUUCGGUCAAACAGAUAAAAGGAAAUGAGCGGAGGGCAGAA
Molecule: messenger RNA, 1173 nt
Organism: Maylandia zebra (zebra mbuna)
Lineage: Eukaryota; Metazoa; Chordata; Actinopteri; Cichliformes; Cichlidae
Source: RefSeq, a predicted model, not a curated record